Molecule: messenger RNA, 1550 nt
Organism: Hermetia illucens (black soldier fly)
Lineage: Eukaryota; Metazoa; Arthropoda; Insecta; Diptera; Stratiomyidae
Product: facilitated trehalose transporter Tret1-like
Biological process (GO): transmembrane transport; carbohydrate transport
Cellular component (GO): membrane
Molecular function (GO): sugar transmembrane transporter activity
Source: RefSeq, a predicted model, not a curated record
UGGUAACAAGUGGUUAAUCCUCCUGUCAAAGAAUCUAUAAUAAAAAAAUACUGCGAGUUCCAGAAGUCUUCUAGACCCAAAUCGCUUUGUCAGGAUAUUCCUUCUGUGUAUCCAAAUGGAUAAUAACAGUGUAAACUAUCAAGUUUUAAAAAAGUAUAAAAAUCAAAUAUUCGCAACAAUAGCAGUAAACAUAAUUACAUUUUCGCAAGGACAUGCCAUUGCAUGGUGUGCACCUUCACUCCCACUUCUACAAUCCGAAAAUUUGCCUCUGGCCUCUGGACCCAUUACUAUUGAAGAAGUAUCAUGGAUUGGAUCGAUGGUCUGCAUUGGACGUAUCCUCGGGAGUUUUUUAUUUGGUGUAAUAGCUAAUCAAGUUGGUCGAAAAAAGGCUCUCUACAUACUGACAAUACCCCACGUAGGUUUUUGGCUACUUGUGAUGUUUGGCGCAACAGCGAUGCAUUUAUAUGUUGCCCGCUUUCUUAGCGGAAUAUCAGGAGGUGGUGCUUUUAUUGUUAUCCCAACAUUUGUUGCUGAUAUAUCUGAUAACAAAAUUCGUGGAACACUUGGAUCAGUCGUCACUAUAGGUUUCAACGGCGGAUUGCUUUCAGGAUUUAUUCUGACAUCAUUUUUCAGUUACAGCUUCUAUCCACGCGUCAUAAUUACAUUAACAGCCAUUUAUAUCCUUGCAAUUUAUCCUCUGCCUGAAACUCCGCAGUUUCUCGCUAAAAUCAAAAGGAACGAAGAUGCAGAAAAUGCGUUAAGAUUCUAUCGAAAAUCAGAAGCAGCAACUAACGAAGAACGCCAAAAGUUUAACGAAGAACUAGCAAACAGGAAAGAUAUGGAACAUGGAGAUGCAGAAAAUGGGAAAGCGGAACUAUCUUACCGGGAUUUCUUGAAGCCUGCUGCCAUACGGGGGUUACUGAUUGGCCUUGGUGUACUAUUUUUGAAUCAAGCCUGCGGAUUGUUUGCUUUGGUCAACUACGCGACCAACAUAUUCAAGAUGUCCGGAUCAAGUAUGGAUCCAAAUACGUGUACCAUCAUAGUAGGAGCUACUCUACUAAUAGGGACUUUGAUUGAAAUUAACUAUGUCGACAGAAUGGGCAGAAGGAUUCUGCUGAUCACAUCCUGCUUAGGAGUAGCCCUGGGAUGCUUUGUACUCGACUUGUCCUCCCUAAGUUGGAUCGCAGUAACGAGUGUUUCAUUUUCAAUAUUAUUAGGAUCGUUUGGACUUUCGCCACUUCCUUUUGUGAUCGUAACAGAGAUCAUGCCAAAAAAGAUUAAAGCAACUGCCGUUACCUUUUGUAUGUGCUUCAAUGGUACCAUUGCAUUCAUUGUUUUGAAGAUUUACCCUAUUUUGAUGAUAGAUGUAGGGUUGUAUGGUGUAAUGGGAAUAUGUGGUGGAAUUUGUAUACUAGGCGCCGCCGGAAUUUACCUUUUCAUGCCUGAAACCAAAGGAAAAGAUUUGAAUGUGGACGAAGAUGUUUAGAUAAAUUAAAAUAAAAAUCUUAGGAAAGAAUUUAUGUUAAAAUUUUGUCAUUUCUAGUUCAACA